Penicillium lagena is the source of this 354-nucleotide messenger RNA. RefSeq lists its product as uncharacterized. The coding region runs from base 1 to 354 and encodes 117 amino acids. Lineage: Eukaryota; Fungi; Ascomycota; Eurotiomycetes; Eurotiales; Aspergillaceae. The transcript has a single exon. The record is from RefSeq and is a predicted model, not a curated record.
AUGCAGCCGCUCAUGGAUAUUGACCUCGAUGAUGCUAGGCCUGUUACUCCCAUUCUAGGAGGGGAUAAUAAGCAGGACCUGCUCAAAUUAGAUGAACCGCCUGAGGAUGCUGUCGAGAACAUUGGACAACAACUUACGACCAAAUUCUGGAUCCCUGCAGGUGGUGUGCUCGGGUACUUUGCCAGUGAUCGCCUGGAUAUCCUGCCUCGCAUUGCUGAGGGGACUGGUACUGAGAUUUCUGUGGAUACCGAUAAUGGUGUACGUGUGUUUGGGACCAAUGCCGAUGUCGAGGAGGCCCUGGAGAAACUUGCUACUGUGGAAGGGCCCCUGGUAAGUUUUCCUGGCUUCUACUGA